Emiliania huxleyi CCMP1516 is the source of this 718-nucleotide messenger RNA. RefSeq lists its product as hypothetical. NCBI's taxonomy places the organism in Eukaryota, Haptophyta, Isochrysidales, Noelaerhabdaceae. Bases 63 to 416 code for a protein of 117 amino acids. The transcript is spliced from 2 exons. The record is from RefSeq and is a predicted model, not a curated record.
CACUCCCGCCGCCUGCAGCCCCGCUGUCCCCCCCCACCGGCUUGUACGAAUGCGCCGGCGACAUGUCGGCGAGCUGCGACGCCGCGACGCCCGUUCGGCCUUGCGCGGGUGGCAGCGCAGACGCCGAGCAGGUUGAGGCGGGAGGGGCGAUCUGGCUCGUGGAUGGGCACCGGCGCGGUUCGGGGGUGCCGGAGGAAGCACAGCUCGAUGUUGUAAAGGUGGGGUGUGAGGCCGACUGCGUGUGCCUCUGCCUCGUGACGGAGAGCUGUUUCGCCUUUGACUACCGUGAGGCGAACAACGAGUGUCGCCGCUACAAUGCGGCGGUACCGACAACCGACGUGCCCUGCGAAAAGGGACAGCACUACUGGCACCUGGUGGACGCGGAGCCGGCGGCCACGACAGACCUCCUCCCUUAGGAGAUGACUGCGGUCGCAGCUUGCAAGGAUCUUGACGACAGACGCAGCUGAAGGGCCCAGAGCGGCUGCUUGUGGUCGAGCUCGCGAAGAAAAAGUGCAAAACGACAAGGACGCGUGAGCGAAAGUAGAGGCACACCGCUCGUCGCGCCUGUCUGUGGUGGUGUGUACAAGUGUACUGUCGACUGUAGUGGCUCGUGUGACGUAUGACGUACGGCUGUGUCGGAGUCGCUAUCUGUGUUCUUGUACUCUGUGUUCGCGGGGGUGCCCUCAAGGAAUGAAGGAAUGAGUAUCUCAUUGCAAAG